AUGUUACUGACAUUGACGUGUGUUACUGUUUAUGAUCAAAUUGGUAUUUACCAGGUGGAGACGGCGACAGACUCCGAAUCGGAGAGCAAAGGGCUUCCUCAGUACCAUUCUGUGGGCACCCAGGUGGAGGAUGACAAAGGGCAUGGCAGGUUCAAGCGCUCCAACAGCGUGACGACGGCCGUACAAGCUGACAUGGAACUAGAGGGCUUCCCCACCAUGGAGGACAAGGGCCUGCAGUUCGGAGGGGGCUUGGGCUUCCGCGGGGGCCACUCGGAGCCUAGCACUCCCACCCAGUACGGGGCUGUCCGCACCGUCCGCACCCAGGGCCUCUUCAGCUACCGGGAGGACUACCAGCGCUCCUCCAGCGGACCGCCCAGCCCGCAGCCCGAGUCGUGGCUGACAGAGCCCUCUCUGGAGGGGGCUGAGACGGGCCGAGUGUCCCCCCUCCGCAGGGACGGCGGCUGGUUCAUGCAGCUCCUCCAUAAUGAAACUAAGAGGAUGGAGGGAUGGUGUAAAGACAUGGAGAGGGAGGCUGAAGAGCAUGACCUGUCGGAGGAGAUCCUAGGGAAAAUCCGAAGUGCCGUGGGCAGCGCACAACUCCUCAUGUCUCAAAAAUUCCAGCAGUUCUACUGGCUGUGUCAGCAGAACCUGGACCCCAGCGCCAUGCCCCGCCCCACCUCUCAGGACCUGGCCGGAUUCUGGGACCUGCUGCAGCUCUCCAUCGACGACGUCACUGCCAAGUUUGACGAGCUGCAGGAAAUCAAGAGCAACGAGUGGAGGCCCGUGGAGAGCCCCGAGAAGAAGACACCAUUACAGGAGAGAAAGUGGCCUCCCCCGCUGCCAAAGAGGCCUCCGAAGGGGCGUGGCGGUGUGAUGCGGGAGCGCUCUCUGGACCUGCAGGACCGCCAGCGUCAGGAGGCACGGCGUCGCCUCAUGGCAGCUAAGCGGGCGGCUUCCUUCAGACAGAACUCAGCCACAGAGCGGGCAGACAGCAUCGAGAUCUACAUCCCCGAGGCCCAGACCCGCCUUUGAGGUCCAAGCAUUUACCCCUCUAGCCUGACCCCAACCCCAGCUCUGCCCCCUUCCGGCCCCCAUAUCCCAGACCCAGCCAGUGGGUGUCACCCUGAAUCCUUCCUCCCUCUUUCUUGUCGUCUGUGUCUCUCACUUUCACUUCUUACUGUUUCUCUCCAUCUAUUGCCCUUCUUCUGAUGUCCUCUCCCCUUUAAGACGGAGGUAAUAUUCACCACCCCUCCACCCCAUUAUAAUGAGCUGCUACUACAACCUCCCCUUUAACCGAACUGAUCCACCAUCACAAUUAUAUUUGGCUAAUUACAAGCAAAAUGAUUAUUUUCUAUACUGUAACAAAUUCUCUUGUUGGAAAUGUAUUCAUCCCCCCCCAAGAGCUUUCGCAUUGCCAUCAUGUAUUAUGAGCCUCUGGGUAAAGUAAGGGUAAUAUCAGUAUUUUCCCACCGUGUUCAAAAGGAAUCACAAAGUGCAACUUUUCUAUGGAGAAUCUCACCAGCAUCAGUGGUCUUGGGCUAAAUCACCCUGUGCGGAGACUACUACUCCCCAGUGGUAGCACAGAGGUGGUGAUGACUCACUGUCAAGAUAGAAGUCUGGAAAUGUCUCCCCCAUGUUUGUGGGUUGUCAGUCAAAGUGGGGGGAAUAUGUAGUGCGAUUGAUCAACACCUGCUAUUGAAAUACCUCAGUCUUGCAGUGGGCACUCUAGGGUAAAAACCAUAGACAUAGAAUUCAAAUCUAUUUCUAUGGGGUCUAUUCUAUUUCUAUGGUAGAGACCAAGGAGUAGUCAUCACAUCUGAUAUGGUCGCACAGCAUCCUGGGUAUAGUAGUUCCGUUGUUAUUCUUGGGACGUACUCACACCACUUUUUACCAGGCUUGCUGCUGCAGCCACUGCCUAACAUUGCUGAGACAUGGGAUGUGAAAAAGACAUGCAGCAGUAACCCAGCUAGCACAUUUAGUUCCUUGGAAGUUGUGGGACAGAAGUUUUUGGUUUCCAAUUGAUUCUGGGAACAAAGCCAUAAGUUUCCUGAUCGGUAAAACUGAAUGUUUUUAAAACGUUCUGGGAAUGUACAUUUUUAGGUUGCACGGAGGUUCUGAGAACCUUUUACUACGGUUCCCUGAAAGUUUUCCUGGGAGGUUUUAUUAACGUUCUGAGAACGGAAAUUAUAGGUUAUUUGAAGGUGAUCGAAUAACGUUCUGAGAACAUUCUCUAAAUGUUGUGAAUGUUUGGAACUAAAUAUUAAGGUUAUUUUGAGGUUUUUGAAUCACUUAAAACGUUCACUGAACGUUUCAAUAAGACUGCUAGCUUAGGUUGACUGUUUUGAACUCCAAGCAGAGAUAGGACACACGGAAAUUAAUCAUGCAAACACAUGUAUUUUUUUUAUUUUGGCACAGCGUCAGUGAGAUUCAAACCUAUGAUGUAAUCUUCUGUUCUCUGUCCAUGGAAUUAGUUCACUGCGACAGCAGGAUGGAGCUACAGUAGCAUGCCAUGUUUUUUAAACUCAUACAAAGAUGUUAAUUUUAGUAUAUUCCAAAGGAAAUACAUUCCAAUUAUUGGGCCCAGCCAACACACCUGAACACACUUACGAAGAAAGAGGAUAGAGAGAGUUUUGUUGACACUGGGAAUAGAUGUAUAAGAUUUUAAAUAACAUUCUUAUAAUGUUCUUUGAACGCUACAAUGGUUUUUCUUGUGGUUCUUAUGUAACACUUUCUUAAUGUUCUUAAAACAAUGGCUUUAAAUAGAACCGUGAGGAAACCUGCAGAAAACUUUACACUAAAGUACUGAAAUUCCCACAGAAUAACGUUGUUUCUUAACGUUCUCAGAACUAUUUCAGAAUAUUCCCAAUGUCAAACCAGUUGACGAACAUUCCUUUAACAUUACACAUUUUUUGGUUAAAUGUAACCAUGUUUGAACUUUUAGGAAACAUUCUGUUAAAGUAAUGAAAUAACAAGAAAAUAAGGUGUUUUUGUCAAGUUCCUUAAAUGUGUUGAUAAAGUUCCAAAGCCAAGCAACUAUCCUGUACCAUUCCCAGAAAGUUGUGGGAAGGUUGAAUGCAAAAUAACCAUGAGACAACCACCCGGUCACCAAACUUAUGGUUCUCAGAACGUAAUGUGCUAGCUGGGACAGUACCUUAGGGCUGCAUUUAUGCAUUUUCAGUUACGAUAACGGCUUUGUCGUAAGGUUGAAACAUGGUUAUGAUAUGGGUUGUACAGUGCAUUUAUUCGUCUGAUCCAUGUUUCCAUUGCAACACUAUUGUAAAACACAUAAAGGGAAAAAAUGUUUCAAAUUUCAUGAAGAAAAAAAAAUAAGUUGACUAUGAUAUAAUGCAUUUUUGCACCUUAUAUAUACUAUUCAUGUUUGUAUUUCCAAGGGAAAUGUAGUAAAUGACACUCACAUGAUAUUGUUGCAGUUGAAUUGCAAGGACAAAAAAAUGGAACAUUUGCUAUUGAAUAUGUCUAUGAUGCUGUUCUAUACACAGCAUCAAUCUGCACCUUGAGUUUUGUGUCCAUCCCCUGAUGUCCAGUACUAUUGUAAUGAUAAUAAUGGUGAUAAAUAAUGUAAUCUAUCACAUAUAUACCCAAUGACCAACAUCACAAACUACAUUGAACUUGAAUUGUAUCAUAGUGGACGCUGUGAAAGAAUGACUGUUGAUGGGGCGGAGAGAGCAGUGCCCCAACAGACAGAUGACUUAUACCUAUUAGAGACCACAUCACACACAUUCUAUCCCAUCCGGCACACAGCAAUCAAGUAUUUUUUUACAGAAGUAGUGUGGGACAGACAGGUGCAAAUGUCACUUUAACACUAUCCAGUUACUAGUAAAUGGUGCUGCUUUUUACCUGAAACGGUUGUUCUUUACCCAGUCCUAUGUGCACGCACACACACACACACACACACACACACACACACACACACACACACACACACACACACACACACACACACACACACACACACACACACACACACACACACACACUCAAGGACUUUUUAAUAACAGAGAUUUACUAAAAUGGUGCCCAUAGCAUCUGCAAUUAAAGAUAGUGGCUAUUGACUUGCGGGAAGAAAGAAAAAAACAUAUUUGCAAAAUGUCUAUUUGCAUUGUUCAUUUUUGCUUAAAGGGUUGUUUAUUGACAAUGUGUACGAUGAGGUAUUUCUACUCCCUAUCUUGCCAUGAGCUAAGAGGGUUGCUGUAAUAGUAGCCAUAGUCAAAGGUCUAGGGAAUUCUAGUGAGAGAGAGAGCAAGGCAUUUACAUUUUUAUGACGUUACUCCGUUGCUUUGGCGGUGCUCGACAACACCACACUUGGGAGCUUAUUGUUUCAAUGAACUGUAUAUUUCCUUCAAAAAAUGAAACUGUACUUAUACUAGAUGACAUGAUAUACUGGCAUUUGCGUUGUACUGCGUGUCAUUGAUAUAGUAUUUCCAUUUACCCAUAUGAACAGUUGAUUGGAUGUUCUUAGUAUAAUUCAUUUAUUCCCAUAUACUUGUUAUGUUCUAGGGUUGUAAGCUUCUAGCACCAGUGGUCGACUAGGAAUUUUCAAUAGAAUGUGAUGCAAAAACAGGGUGAGCUGUUAUAUAUCCACAUAGCCUAGAUUAAGACCAUUUUAAUUACGACCUUUUGGAAGGGCAACACACAGUAAGCAACAGUUCAGUUGGUCAGAUACUACGCCAGACAUUUUGCUAAAAUAGGGUGGGAAGUAGUUGAAUAAACUGGGACUUUCCUCAUUCCUCUAUAGCUUCUGGUAAACCACUCAACGUCUCCAAUUUCAUUUCCUGACAUCGGCCUCUCUCUGCUGUGAACCGCAAUGAAACCGUUACGUACCAGACGGCCUUAAACACAUCGAAAGCAAAAUCAUAUACGAACAGUGCAACAACAACAAAAAGGUCAUAGGAGAUGUGUAGGUGCUGUGUAAAAGCAAACAGUACAGUAUUGUGAUUCUAUGUGGACACAAAGUCCAUGUCUGGUCUAAGUGAGGUAACAGCAGAAAGUGAGAGACAUUGAUAGCUUAAUGAAGAAAAAAAAAAUUUAACAGUCAGGUUCCCAUUAGAUUAGAAAUGAUGUCACUUUCACACCCAUGGUGGUCUCAUCUGAAAGAUUCAUAACCACAGAGUCAACAACUGCUGCUAUAGCGACGUACUCGUAACUAUUCACCACAGUUACCAAUUUGCACACUGAUACAUAACACCAAAUCCAAGAUUAUAUUAAACAUGAUAGAUUGGCCAAGGCAAAUAGUUCAUGGAUCUUCACGCUCUUCUUUCCCCUUUAUCGUUUCCUAGUCUUUAGUUAUUCAUAUUGUGUGAUAUUAUAAUGUAUAGCCCUCUACAUUAGGUGCAUACAUUGAGACAGCAAUUUUUUUGUCUUCGUAGAAAGGAAAUUGCCCUUUCUCCAAUCUCAAACAUACUCUAUUAUCAUGUUUGUCCCAUACCAUAUACUUUCCCAUGAUCUAAGGAGGGUUUGCACGUUUGGCAACUAUGUACGAUGGGGGAAAAAAAUCCUUAGGUGCCUUAAAAUCAGACUUACAAGAAUCUAUGAAUGAAUGUCUUAGUUGGAGGUCUUUGGUUGGAAUACGAUGCCAUGCAGAGUGCUUGGCCAUCUCUGGUUGUGUUGAUUGAGUUGCAAUGUCACCUCAAAGGGCUGUUUGGGAGGAAAGCUAGCUUUGUUUGUUUUUUUUUCAUCCAAAUGCCUUGAUAUUAGUAGUUUGGAUUAGCAUUGGAUCAUUUUGAAUUGUUAUACUGUUGUAUGACUGCAGCACAAGUUGAAGAGGAUGGGAUGAUGUGAAAAUUGAAUUGAUACAUUUUGUGUGAUUUGUUUAAACUAUGCUUUUGGUAAGAUC
Molecule: messenger RNA, 5854 nt
Organism: Oncorhynchus keta (chum salmon)
Lineage: Eukaryota; Metazoa; Chordata; Actinopteri; Salmoniformes; Salmonidae
Product: disks large-associated protein 2-like
Exons: 5
Coding region: 1-1032 (343 amino acids)
Biological process (GO): signaling
Cellular component (GO): postsynaptic specialization; glutamatergic synapse
Molecular function (GO): molecular adaptor activity
Source: RefSeq, a predicted model, not a curated record